CUGAUUAUUUCUUUCAUCUUCCCGCUUACCAAAUUCUUUCAAACCUUGACGCGCGAACAACCCACCCAACCCACAUAAAUAAUAAUAAUAAACCACCCCAAUCAAUGAAUGCAACUUCAGAUUAGGGUUUUGUAGAGCAAUGAUCGGGUCCUGCAAUGAUUCAACACAACCAUUCGCCAAAACCCUGUGUUCAAUCUGCUACGAAGAUCUCAAACCCAUCGUUGAAGAUCUUCAAGCAAUUUCAAUUUGUGGUCACGUCUUCCAUGAACUCUGCAUACAACAAUGGUUCGAGUACUGCUCAAAAGGGAAGAAAAAAUGUCCGAUUUGCAAGCAAACAUGUUCAGCAGCUAACGUGAGCCGGCUCUAUUUUCAGUCACUAGGUGAUAUAAGUUCCUCUAAUCUCUCUCAAAAACCGCAAACUCACAAAGAAGACACAGAGGAACUUAAAUUAGAAGUCAAGAGACUUGAGGGGAAGAUUAGCAAGCUCAGUUUAGCUUUAGAAAGUCGAGAAAAUGAUUUAAAUAACCUUAAAAAUGAGUUGUCUGUGUGCAAGGAGCAGUUGAAGAAAGAAACAUCAUUGAAAAAGGAAGUCAUGGAUCAAAACGACACAAUUAAUAGCUUACUUCAGUCGAAAACGCAGGAACUAAAUAAAUCAAAACUGAAGCUCGUUAAGUUGCAGGAGAGUAAAGAGGGUUUGGCCAAAGAACUCGCUGCGCUCAAAUUGGUCUCUGAUUUGGACUUGAAAGACGACAAGAUAGGCAAACUCGCUUCUUUGGGUACGGAGCCUCACAGCAAAGAAAAUGUGGAUAGACUAGUGAAGUGUUUGGUUGCUCACAACAGGGACCAUAAAGAACUGAUGACCAAAUACAAAACUCUGGGGAUGGAUGAUGCAUGUUCUCGUGAAGAGCUUGAAAAAGCUAAAGAGAAACUAAAAGAUUUAGAAAAAUUGAAGAAAAAACUUCUAAAAUUGGAAACCGUUAAGGAAAUGAAAGACAAUGAAGGCUUGAGAGCUCCUAAAGCUUCAAAAAUGGUAAAAGAUUCUCUUAAUGACACAUUGACGCCACAAGACACAAUAAAUGAACCUGAUGUUCAUCUUCGAAAACCAAAGAGGUUAAGAGUGACCGAGAAUAUUAUAAAAAGUGCCAAUAAAGAUGGUACUAGUUCUUGCAUUAUAAUUGAUGAUGAUGACGACGACGACGCGCACACACCAAAGGUUUCAACUUCUCUUGAAUCCCUGUCAUAUGAUUCAGUCCUUCAGCCUACUAAUCGGGCUAAAACUAAUGAUGAUGUGGCAUUUGUUCAUGAGAUUAAGCAAGAUAAGCACCUUUCUAACAACACAAAUGAAUCGUCUUUACCGGCUCUGAGUUCUCAAAGAGAAGUUUGUUUUACUCCUGGACUGCUUGGUCCAGAUGGAACAGGAAGCUAUUUGGGAAAAUGGUGCAAAAGGGGUCAGAAUAAGGGUUCUAAGGCUUCUUCAAUAUCAACACAAUCAAAUGACUCUAGGGGAUCAUUGCUUUCUGCUAGAAGUAGCAAGCUUGGGGCCAAAACAAGUAGUUUGCAAUCUGAAGGGUGCUUGCGGAUCGGUCACUUUUUUAGUAAAGCAGGUCAAUAGUGGGUAUACUACUGUGUUAUGUAGAUUUGAUUGUUUUAUGUAAACCAUCCCUGAUAAAUGCCAUGGUUUUAAUAUGUUUUGACAUCUUUUUUUGUGUCUUCAAAGGCUUUUUGGUUGGAGAUAA
Molecule: messenger RNA, 1736 nt
Organism: Helianthus annuus (common sunflower)
Lineage: Eukaryota; Viridiplantae; Streptophyta; Magnoliopsida; Asterales; Asteraceae
Product: E3 ubiquitin-protein ligase TRAIP
Exons: 9
Coding region: 140-1612 (490 amino acids)
Source: RefSeq, a predicted model, not a curated record